CAUGGACGCUUCAUGUACUCGCUUGACCGCGUCGGUUCCUCGUAAUAGAAGAUACCCUCAACCGUGCCGUCACCUUUCACAGUACUCAACUCGUCAUGGGUAACUCUGUCUCCGUUCUGUCUCGGGAGGCACCCACGCGGUCCCAGAAGAUCGACCAACAGAUACAAGAGGAGAUGAAGAAGGAUCUUAAGAUUCUUGUGCUCGGAACGCUAGUGCGGAAAUCGCGUAGUCCGCGCUUCGCCAUCAUGCACUCAUUGCAAGGCUCUUCUACCACGCCCACCGGGCGUACAGGUCCGGCAGAGUCGGGCAAGUCAACGAUCGUGAAGCAGAUGAAGAUCGUACAUCAAGGCAGCUACACCACAGAGGAACUCAUAGCCUACCGCACUAUCUUCCACAACCUGUUCGAGUCUGCGCAUGACAUCGUCCGCGCAAAGCAUGAGUUGGGCGUCGAUGAGUUCUACCUCAUGGAUAACGCGAGUUACUUCUUGAAGAGGCGCGGCGCCCGGACUACAUCCGACGACGAAGACGUGCUGUGCGCGCGAGAGGAGAGCGCUCGAUGUAUUCAGGAGCAAGAUUCAGAGGAUACCACUUGGGUAAACUUCCCGGAGUACACUGGCGGGCCGGACGUUAACAAGGCUGUGAAAUACAUCCUCUGGAGAUUCAUGCAGAAGAAACACGGAAGACGAAGCGUGUAUCCCAUAUCACGCAGGCGACGAGUAUGGAUGACGCGAGUAAUCUCCGGGUGGUGGUGGUGCGGUGAAGGAGACAUAUUGCAAAAUGCCCUUCAGAUAUGAGGAAGGACGCAGGUGUCCUGUGAUUGACU
This is a messenger RNA of Fomitopsis serialis, 823 nucleotides long. RefSeq lists its product as uncharacterized. Gene Ontology annotation, molecular function: G-protein beta/gamma-subunit complex binding; guanyl nucleotide binding; G protein-coupled receptor binding. Gene Ontology annotation, biological process: adenylate cyclase-activating G protein-coupled receptor signaling pathway. The coding region runs from base 96 to 794 and encodes 232 amino acids. Lineage: Eukaryota; Fungi; Basidiomycota; Agaricomycetes; Polyporales; Fomitopsidaceae. Gene Ontology annotation, cellular component: heterotrimeric G-protein complex. The transcript is spliced from 6 exons. The record is from RefSeq and is a predicted model, not a curated record.